Misgurnus anguillicaudatus (oriental weatherfish) is the source of this 3261-nucleotide messenger RNA. The record is from RefSeq and is a predicted model, not a curated record. Lineage: Eukaryota; Metazoa; Chordata; Actinopteri; Cypriniformes; Cobitidae.
GGGCGAGUAAAUAAUGCCAGAAUUUUCAUUUUUGGGUGAACUAUCCCUUUAACAUUUUUUUUCUGAAGAAAGACAAAAACAUAAAUAGUGAUUAAAGUCAAAACAUUAAAUGUCAUAGAUUUUCUGAAUAAUCCACUAUUUUGUACAGGGGGUCAAUUGUUUUUAAAUCUGAGAUUAGGAGCCAAUUUACAAGGGUGUAAAAAUGACUUUAGAAAGAUGGCAGCAUCAUAUUAUUUUUACACAAAAAUUAGUAGGUUGAUUAAUAAAUAAAAUAAUAACAAUGAAACUGUUUUCUCUAUAUCAAAAUUCAACAUCGUUUUUUCUACACUCAAAAAACUGUGUACUGUAAACAUACUGCCUGCAAUCUGUGCUGCUUUACAUUUUAAGAUUUACAGAGGCAGUCAAACUAACUGUUGCCUUUAACUUUCCCGGACAAGCACUACAAAGAUGUGUCCUCCUGAAAAAAACGCAACCGGUACCAGAGCUCCGCAACGUCAUCAUACAAUAAUAAAACACAAAAUAAUAAAAACAUAAUAAAACAGUAUUUGUGAAAUUGCAGCUCUUUUUUAAUCCAGAAAGACUUACUUAAGAAAAUAACUACUUAUAACGGUUAGCCACGCACCAUAGCCACUGGGAUUAAUUUAACUAUCUUACUUCUAACCGGAAGUUUCACCCACAUUAAUUUCUACAGCAGCGCCCCUAGGAAUAAGGUGGAUAAUUAAUUACAGUACAGGUCCGUUUGAGCUCAGUUUUAGGUUCGUUUUACAACAGCGCCAAGUGAACGUUGGGUCUCGCUUGACUGUCGUCUUGCAGAUACGGUUCACAUCCGUACUACGGACUUCAGCCAGAAGCGUCAAAAAAAAAAAAAAUCAUCAAACCAACUGUCAACGCAGAAUGAUCUGACCAGCUACGCUACCACACAUGCUGAAAACAUGAUGCAAACUGUUGAGACGAAGGUAUAAUACUCAGAUUUUCAUUCUAUUCCAUUCCAAACUUCAUUAUUUACUUUACAGUUGAGAGAGUUACCUAAAUGUAAAAAAAUGAAUAGACGCAAGACACCUGUUUCCAGUUCAGCUUUGAGGAGGAGAGCCAGGGUGGACCUUAAUAGAAGGUUAAUUGAUAUCGGCCAGGAAACACCUGCAGCCACACUUCCUUCCAGAGAUAUUGGUUAUGUCCCAGAUACAGAUGAUGUUGCAGAACCUGAAAAUGAAAUCAUAGAUGAAAAUCUUGGAUUAGAUCCAAUGGCAGCUGUUGUGUCUGACCCAGAGGAUAUAUCUUAUUAUCAAGAUGAUAGUGAUGUAGAAGAAAAAUCUGACCAGGAGGAACCAGAAAAUCUCAGAAAUCGCCUUUCCAACUGGGCAUUAACAUAUGGUAUUUCUCAUAUUGCACUUUCGGCUCUCCUGGCAAUAUUAACGAUCCACCACUGUGACUUGCCAAAAGAUGCACGAACUCUUCUUAACACAAGAAGAGAUUAUUCUGUUAGGGAGCUCUGCGGUGGCCUAUACCACUACAUUGGCAUUAUUGAGGCGUUAAAACAUACCCUUUCCCAGUGGAAAGACAAGCUUGUCGAUUGAUGUUGUUUAUAUCUUCAAAUGUCAGUUGAUGGCCUGCCACUUUUUAAAAGUUCAGGUCUUCAGUUGUGGCCCAUUUUAGGUAGAUUGGUUGGAGUACCCAUGAAAGAACCUGUAGUCAUCGGGAUGUACUCGGGUAUAAAGAAACCUGACUCAUCAAAAAUGUAUCUCACAGAUUUGGCAAAUGAACUCUCACAAUUACAGGAGGGGUUUACAUUUGAGGGGAAAAGGCUCACUUUAAAAGUUCAUUCGAUGAUCUGUGACGCACCGGCAAAAUCCUUUGUGAAAGUCACCAAGUCUUUUAACGGUUACUAUGGCUGUGACAAGUGUAUUCAGAGUGGGGUGUACCUGAACCACCGCAUGACAUACCCCCUCAUGAAUAGCCAAACACGGUCUGAUGAGGCAUUUGCAAGGCAGGAGGAUGAGGAACACCACCAAGGUCCUCAUGCCUUCACAAAUGUACAUUUUGGUUUGGUGUCCCAAGUCCCACUGGACUACAUGCACCUGGUGUGCUUGGGGGUGGUAAGGCGCCUUAUCUUUCUGUGGAUGAAAGGUCCUCUGACUGUCCGUGUACCAGGGAAAGACGUGGACAGAAUAUCCAGAAGUCUUCUAAGCUUAAGACCCCACAUUCCUUCGGAAUUUGCUAGAAGGCCAAGAGCAUUGAAUGAAGUGGAUAGGUGGAAGGCGACGGAGUUCCGUCAGUUUCUCUUAUACACAGGGCCGGUGGUGUUGCGUGAGGUGUUAAGACCUGAUCUAUAUGCAAAUUUCCUGCUGCUGUCGACAGCCAUGGCAAUGUUGGUCUCCCCUUUCUUUGCCAGAAAUUACAACGAAUAUGCCAACAGCCUCCUUCAUGCUUUUAUGGAACAUUUUGCCCGCCUGUAUGGAAAUGAUCAGCUAGUGUACAAUGUGCAUGGGUUGACCCAUCUUGCACAGGAUGCAAAACAUUUUGGCAAUCUGGACGUUAUAUCAUCCUUUCCAUACGAAAAUUAUUUGCAAAAACUCAAGGGUUUUGUACGCAAACCCUCAAAUCCCCUGGUCCAAAUAAUCAGACGCCUGUCCGAGGGAUUAAAUGGUGGUGUUACAAGUGACCAGCCCAUAAAAUUGCGCAAAGAACAUGCCCGAGGCCCUAUACCAGUACCAAACUUGAUCUGUCACCAGUAUGACGAACUGAUAUCAGAGAGGUUCACCAUGACCACAACAUGUCGAAACAACACAUUUCUGAUGGGCAAAAAUGUGUGUCAAAUAAUUAAUAUAAUUGACUGUCACGGUGAUAUCAAAAUUGCCUACAGACAGUAUGGGAUGGCUGAAACAUUUUUUACCUAUCCUUUUAAUUCAGACAUUUUAAACAUUGUGAUACCAGCUGACCUAGGCCAUGAAAUAAAAUUCUCAGAACUGUCAUCUUUCACACAAAAAUGCAUGGCUGUCCCUUUCAAGGAGGCAAUGGUGGUUAUACCGUUGUUUCAUAUGAAAGACUAGACUUUAUUUUUGAAAAUCAUUGUUCAGUUCAGUUAUGUAUUUUUUUUUAAUCAUCUUAUUUUUUACACAAUGAUUUUUAAAAGACAUUUUGUGGAGUAAUUUUCCUCGACGAGGACACUACAGAAGUUGUGCCGGGGUCAUGGGUUAAAGGUGAUGAAUGUUUUUGGCCAACAUUCAUUUCUGAGGAAAAAACCCAAAAGGCCAUAAAGAGACA